AUGCCGGGUCUUGCAACUACGGAGGCAAACACAUCAGCAUCUGCAUCUGCAUCCCAUGUGGUUUCUUUCGAUAUCUGCGAAACUUACGCUUCAUUCCUAAAAAAUGAGGAGCUAUCGCCUCCCCUGGCUGCGAUUCUCUCCCUGAGCAAACUAAUCGAGACAUCCGAUGCCGGGACCAUGCUUGAGCUAGUGAAAGCUCUAAAUGACGGUGCAGAAGCUUUGAAGGCCUCGACUUCUAAUCCAAUCAGUUUGAACGCUGGGUGCGAAUUGUUCAUCGCGUUUGUCACAUUGCUCCCGCAUGAUUCGGCAAGCUUCUCCGAUCUUAAACUAGAGUUCGUCAGACAAGGCCAAAAAUAUGCUGCUGAGGCUCUCACUUAUCGCGAUAAAAUUGCGAGCCUUGCGCUCGGUUUCAUCAAAGAUGACUCGGUGAUCCUGACUCAUUCCUAUUCGAGAGUCGUGAUGAAAACCCUGCUCCGUGCCCACGAGAGAAAGAGAAUAUCGGUCUACGUGACCGAAGCACGGCCUCGAGGCUUAGGCUUGCGAACAUACGAAGAACUUACUGCCGCCGGUAUACCCUGCACGGUAGUAUUAGAUUCGGCAGUCUCAUAUGUCAUGGACAAGGUAGACUUCGUUCUAGUGGGAUCAGAAGCUGUCGUAGAAAGUGGCGGCCUGAUAAAUGCCGUCGGUAGUAACCAGAUCGCAAUCAUUGCACAAGCCGCGAAUAUCCCAUUUUAUGCCCUCGCUGAGAGUUACAAAUUCCAUCGUCUAUUCCCACUAUCACAGUAUGACCUGCCAACGCACACAUCCAAUAUCUUGUCUUUCCCGUUGUCCUCGGGAGGUAGUAUUGGGUUCCCUUCUACCGUGGGCGCGAUCAAAUCAACAAAUGAACAGUCCAGUAAUACCGACUAUAUACGACGAAUGACGCACGAACAAAUUGCGUGCAACCCUGGAGUGGACUAUACCAGGCCGGACCUGAUUACACUGGUAUUCUCCGACGUUGGCAGCUUGACUCCUGAAGGGGUCAGCCAAUAUGUUGUGGGGAUGUUUGCAGGAUAA
This is a messenger RNA of Suillus bovinus, 1056 nucleotides long. RefSeq lists its product as uncharacterized. Gene Ontology annotation, molecular function: translation initiation factor activity; guanyl-nucleotide exchange factor activity. Bases 1 to 1056 code for a protein of 351 amino acids. Gene Ontology annotation, cellular component: eukaryotic translation initiation factor 2B complex. Gene Ontology annotation, biological process: translational initiation. The transcript is spliced from 8 exons. The record is from RefSeq and is a predicted model, not a curated record. Lineage: Eukaryota; Fungi; Basidiomycota; Agaricomycetes; Boletales; Suillaceae.